Molecule: messenger RNA, 2553 nt
Organism: Striga hermonthica
Lineage: Eukaryota; Viridiplantae; Streptophyta; Magnoliopsida; Lamiales; Orobanchaceae
Source: the annotation of a GenBank genome assembly
AUGGCGACUCCAGGGGGACCUAGGCCGGGGAACUUCCCCCCCAAUUACAACCCAAACGCACUCGCCAGCAAUAUGCAAAAUCUGCAAAUCAAUCAAACGCCCGGUCAGCAGCAGCCGGGCGGUGGCCCCCGCCCUCUCAGCAGCGCACCUUUCGGUCAACAGCCCCUGCCAUUUACCGGUGUCCGCCCAGGCCCGCCUCCACCUGGCGCAUUCCCGAGGGGUCCCGCACCUCCUGGCGUCUCAACCCAACCCGCAUUCCGUCCAAACACCAUGACAUCCACUAGGCCCACAGGCACGCCGCCACCUGUAUCUCAGCCUCCUCCCCCAGUUGGGUUGAGGCCCCCACCACCUGGCGCAUUCCCUCCAUCUGUCGGUGGACCCACUGCUCCCUCACCUUUCAGGCCCGGCCCUCGCCCAGGGCCCUUUUCGUCCGCCCCUCCAACUUCAGGUCCCGCCACUUCACCCGUUUUGGGGGCUCCCAAUGGGCCUCCUGCAUUUGGCCCUGGGAUAUCACAGGGCGGGCCCCGGUUCCCACCUGCAAUGGGCAGUACGCCAAGGCCAUCGUCGGUGGGCCCUCCAUCCCAGCCGCUUCAAAUGCGUCCUAGCUAUAGUGGUCUGCCUACCGGUGGAUCGCCGUCUCCUGUGGGGCAACAAUCGUCCCCAUUCGCAGGCCCGCCUUCUGCUGUUGCGCAACAGGCUCCACCGUUUACAGGCUCGCCACAGAACAUGCGGCCUCCUCCAGGAUCCUCUGCGUUUUCUGCGCCCAUUCCAGGUGGGCUGCAACCUUCGGGUGCACCGUACGGUAUGCAGACGUGGCCAUCACAGCCAAACCAGCAGGUAGUUCCACCUCCUCCGAUUCCUGGUGCUAUGCAGCAGCAACCGAUGUUUGGGAUGCCGCCAGGUGGGCCUCCACCUCCUACUCAAUCUAUGGCUAUGGGUCAAACUGGGCAAUCAAAAAUUGAUCCUAACCAGAUUCCUCGCCUUACUCCAAGUUUUGCUGUAAUUUUGCACGAGACCCGUCAGGGCAAUCAGGCAAACCCUCCUCCGCCUGCAACAAGUGACUAUAUAGUAAAAGACACUGGGAAUUGCAGUCCACGCUACAUGAGGUGUACUAUAAAUCAGAUUCCAUGUACUGUAGAUCUUCUAUCGACAUCUGCAAUGCAGUUGGCUUUAUUGGUCCAGCCUUUAGCUCUUCCACAUCCGUCUGAGGAACCCAUCCAUGUUGUUGAUUUUGGCGAAAGUGGUCCCGUUCGGUGUUCUCGCUGCAAAGGCUACAUAAACCCAUUCGUAAAGUUCAUUGACCAAGGAAGACGUUUCAUUUGCAACUUGUGUGGAUUUACGGAUGAAACUCCACGCGACUAUCACUGCAACUUAGGUCCUGAUGGUCGGCGCAGAGACGCUGAUGAUAGACCUGAGCUAUGCAGAGGAACAGUUGAAUUUGUUGCUACUAAGGAAUACAUGGUGCGUGAUCCAAUGCCCGCCGUAUUUUUCUUUCUCAUUGAUGUAUCCAUGAAUGCCGUACAAACUGGUGCAACUGCAGCAGCUUGCAGUGCGAUCAACCAAGUUAUAGCUGAUCUUCCUAAGGGGCCUCGAACAAUGGUGGGCAUUGCUACAUUUGACUCGACCAUCCACUUUUACAACCUAAAACGAGCUUCACAGCAGCCGUUGAUGCUUAUAGUUCCUGAUGUGCAAGAUGUCUACACUCCUCUGGAAAGUGAUGUUAUUGUCCAAAUUGAUGAGUGCCGCCAGCAUUUAGAGAUACUGUUAGAAAGUAUUCCUACAAUGUUCGAGAGUAAUAGAACUGCUGAUUCAGCAUGUUGUGCUGCAGUAAAGGCGGCUUUCUUGGCAAUGAAAAGCACUGGUGGCAAACUGCUUGUCUUCCCAUCAACAUUGCCGUCAACUGGCAUUGGAUCCCUUUCUGCUAGAGAAGCGGAAGGCAGAAGCAACAUAUCAGCGGGAGAUAAGGAGGCUCACAAAUUACUCCAACCGGCUGACAAGAUUUUGAAAACUAUGGCUAUUGAGUUUGCGGAGUAUCAGGUCUGUGUGGACUUGUUCAUUACGACACAAUCAUAUGUCGAUAUAGCUUCUCUCUCUGUAAUACCAAGAACUACUGGAGGCCAGGUUUACUAUUAUUACCCUUUCUCUGCCCUUUCUGAUUCUGCUAAGCUUUACAAUGACCUCCGCUGGAAUGUCACAAGGCCACAAGGAUUUGAAGCUGUGAUGCGUGUUAGAUGCAGCCAGGGUAUUCAAGUUCAGGAAUAUUCAGGAAACUUCUGUAGGCGCAUACCAACUGAUGUUGACUUACCUGCUAUUGAUUGCGACAAAACAAUAAUGGUGACCCUGAAACAUGACGACAAAUUGCAGGAAAGUUCUGAGUGUUCUUUCCAGUGUGCCCUUUUGUACACCACCGUAUAUGGACAAAGAAGAAUCCGUGUUUCGACAUUGUCUCUGCCUUGCACCAACAUGCUGAGUAACCUGUUCCGAGCGGCUGACUUAGAUACCCAAUUUGCUUGCAUGCUGAAGCAAGGUACUAUCUUGGGUGUUGUGUAUUGA